Messenger RNA from Adineta ricciae, 1107 nucleotides. The record is from the annotation of a GenBank genome assembly. Lineage: Eukaryota; Metazoa; Rotifera; Eurotatoria; Adinetida; Adinetidae.
AUGCCAGCAAAAACUAAAACACGAGAUUCGAUAAAUGAAAAAGAAAAAGAAACAACGGUGUCAGCACAACCAUCAACGACGGUUGGAUCUACUGUUCAAAUGAACGAUACCAUGUCUAUUGAUGCUGACGUUGGCGGGCCAACACCAAUCAAUAAAUUAGAUAAAUCGUGCGGCAUUGGUAACGCUGAUUUGAAAAAAUUGCAGGAAGCUGGAUUUUGUACAGUCGAAUCAAUUGCGUUCGCACCACGGAAAAGUUUACUAGCUGUUAAAGGUAUCAGUGAUGCCAAGGCUGAUAAAUUAGCUGCUGAAGCAGCAAAAUUAAUACCAAUGGGCUUUACAACAGCUACUGAAUAUCAUCAGAAACGAUCAGAAAUCAUUCAAUUAACAACCGGAUCAAAAGAACUCGACAAACAAUUACAAGGUGGUUUUGAAACGGGUUCAAUCACUGAAUUGUAUGGUGAAUAUCGUUGUGGCAAAAGUCAACUAUGCCAUCAAGUUGCUGUGACUUGCCAAUUACCUAUCGAUAUGGGUGGUGGCGAAGGCAAAGCAAUCUAUAUUGAUACCGAAGGAACUUUUCGACCUGAACGGUUAUUAGCCAUUGCUGAACGAUAUGGUCUUUCUGGUCAAGAUGUUCUUGAUAACAUUGCGUACGCUCGUGCCUAUAACACAGAUCACCAAAUUCAAUUAUUGUAUAUGGCUACAGCUAUGAUGUGUGAAUCAAGAUAUGCUGUGUUAAUUGUCGAUAGUGCCACAUCACUUUUUCGAACGGAUUAUUCCGGUCGUGGAGAAUUAGCAAAUCGACAAAUGCAAUUAGCCAAGUUUAUGCGUAUGUUAUUACGUAUAACUGAUGAGUUCGGCGUUGCUGUUAUUCUUACUAAUCAAGUUGUUGCUCAAGUCGAUGGUCAAGCAAUGUAUGGUGAUCAAAAGAAACCCAUUGGUGGCAAUAUUAUGGCUCAUGCGUCAACAACACGACUCUAUUUGAAGAAAGGCAAAGGUGAUUCUCGUAUAUGUCAUGUUGCCGAUAGUCCAUGUUUGCCUGAAACAGAUGCAGUUUUUGCUAUCGGACCAGAAGGUAUCGUCGAUGCAGCACCGAAAGAUCUAAAUUAA